UUAUUAUUUCUCCAUAACUGCCAUGCUCUCAUGGAAGCCUUCCUCGUGCUCAUGCAGUUCGCUGCAAAGAAUUCCAGGUGGGUACAGUGUGUGGAAAAUAGGUCAGUCUAUAACAGGGGUGCUCAUUAAGUCGAUCGCGAUCUACCGGUCGAUCGCGGAGGUGGUACUGGUCGAUCGCUGGUCGAUCGCGGCGGGAUAUUAAAAAAAAUAUCAUCCUAGCAUCAAUGCCGUCACUUGAUUGAUAUACAGGGCAGCCAUUCAGAUGACAACUGAAUGUUGCCCUUUGGGGCGACCAAUCAAAUCAAACAACGUCUCUAAGUGCAGCAGAACUUACGAUGUCAGCCUAUCAUCCAUCCCCGUUACUUGAUUGACAUACAGGACAACCAGUCAGAUGACAACUGAAUUUUGACCUUUAGGUCACCGCUCAUGCGUAAACAACGAUGCAAAGUGCUAAGCUAGUCGGCGAAUUGCGUUAGAUUUUAAGCCCUCGCUAAAGUUUAUGGUCACUAAAAUGAGUGAAGGAGCUGGACCAAGUAAAAAGGCAAAAACUGGACCAAGUAAAAAGGCAAAAACAUAUCACUUCCAUACGGAAUGGGAGGUGGACUUUUUUUUCUCACAAUGUCUUUUUCUAAGUGCGUUUGCCUCAUAUGCCAUUCUACCAUCGCAGUACCAAAGAAGGGAAAUGUGGAGUAAUGUGGAGGUAAUUACAAAAAAUGUUAAUUGUUAAUUAUGUGUGUUUUGCAAUAUUGGCUCAUUUGGUUAUGUAAGGUACAUCAACAUACAUUGUACGUACAAAUAAUCCUCAAUACAUUUGAAAAUAAAUAGAUGUUCUGCAUUUUUGUAGUGGGUAGAUCAUUUUGACUCGGUCAUUUUAAAAGUAGCUCGCAUGCUGAAAAAGUGUGAGCACCCCUGGUCUAUAACAUUCCAGAUGAUAGAAUUCCAAAUGGGGCAGUCUGUAACAUUCCAGAUGACAGAAGACAGAGCUGACAGGACAUUUGGAUCAUGGACAUGGAUGUUCUGUUAGGUGAAGUGCUCCUGGCAGGAAGUAGUAUGUGCAAAGUGUAAAGUGUGUAAAUGGUUACCAAAUGCUGGUUUGUGCCCCUGCGGUGGUUGUCUGGGACAGCGGCGUGUGAAAAGCCAUCAAAAGCCAAAAGACUGACUGCUUGCAGGUCACGUUUCCAGCUCCUAUGCUAAAAGUUGACUUGGGAAGCAGAAGGUGUGCCGAUGUGGCCCCCCGGGCCUGCCUGCCUGCCAGCCUGUGUGUGACUGACUGAGUGAGCACUUGCUCCGCAGUGGAAUAUUCCAUUAGCAAACACGUGGGCGGGGCCUAAAGCCGGUCACCUUGUACAGCACGGUACAGGUCCCCCACCCUGCGUCUUAUUGUGAUUUCCUGUAGGCGUGUGGGAGUAAACACAGACACAACAAGGCAAAGAAAGACAAGCCUGAGGUGCGUUUAUGUGUGGUUUUUGUGGGGAGGGCGAUACCCAGCCAAAAGUAGGACAACAUGGCCGUCAAGCACUUGUCAGAAUGGGCCUCUUCGGCGUCACAACCUCCUCUCCUCUUCAUUGCAUCGCAUUCAUUUCUUACAUUCACCAUCUUUGAGGGACGUGCAAACCACCAAGAUGUUUUUUCUCCAUGAGUCGCUUUUGUCUGACGAUUGUGAAAUAUUGAGGAGAUCCGUAUGCUAGCAUGUCUUCCAAGAGCAUUUUGGCCACAAGCCAUACUGAGUUUGGUCGUGCACUGUGCACGUGUUGGGGGGGGGCGUUUGACGGUGUUGACGAGUGAAGGAAUGAAUCUUUACACGCGUCUCUCACUGGCUUGCCAGAUUUGCACCCGGCUCAAGAAAACUGCCUCAAAAGUGACUCAUUGACGAGCACCUCAAGUCGCAGGAAGUCAGGUCGUUGUCCACCACGAGCGGCAGGAAGUCAGGUCGUUGUCCAUCACGAGCGGCAGGAAGUCAGGUCGUUGUCCAUUUCAAGUCACAGGAAGUCAGUUCGUUGUCCAUCACUAGCGGCAGGAAGUCAGGUCGUUGUCCAUCACUCGAAGCAGGAAGUCAGGUCGUUGUCCACCUCAAGUCACAGGAACUCAGGUCGGAACUCAGGAAGCUUUUUGCUUCAGCUCAUAACACAGGAUCAUUAAAACAAGAAAAGGGGAAGCUAAGGGUUCUGGUGAUGCUAAAUCAGCAUGUGUGUGCUGACCCCCCCCACCACAGACCUUUCACAACGUGGUGGUGUCCGUAGGAACAGCAGGUAUAUUAUGUCACAUCUCUUAACUGGCCGUGUAGCCAUAAUCCGCCUGUUAGACGAGUACGGGAUUUGUCAUUGACGCGAGCGAGCGCACGUUGAAACGCACGUGCCUCCUGUCUCCACUUACUGCACUGCAGAUGCACUGCACCCAAAUGCAUCACUCUCACUUAUCUCACCCCCCUCGCUCUUUCUCCCUGCCAUCCAUCUGCUUCCCACUGCUGGGAAUGUACGCUAGAUGUUUUUUCCACGGGAGUCACACAAGAAGCCGAAAGGGAAUGUUGUUUUGCGUGCAGGACGACAAGGCAACGCCAGCUCUCUCGGUUCUCAAAGCUUCUGAAGGAGUCCAUGAUACAGACCCAACACACUCUGCACUCGAGUCACGCCAUCUGACGAGAAAGAAAACAACUGGAAGGGUAAUAAACAUGUCGGUGACAUUUAGCCCGAGUACAUUUAACUCUUUGCCUGGUAACAACACGGGUUGGUCUACAGUGGCUUUUCAGCCAAGCCACGGUACGCUAUGGCCGGAACUUGGUCGUGGUUCCACACUGGAAUGGCGAUGGUAAUGGCUGCGUGACUGCAGGGAUGUCAAGUUAACUGUAGGCCUCUUUACUAAACACAACCCUUCCCAAAUGCUACAGUCUCCUUUUUCGGUAAACUCUCUAUAAUUUCAGAAAUAGUCCCACGUCUUGCUGCCUUCAGUCUCCUUUUGAAUAAAUCACCUCCUUUAUUGUUGUGUUGGCAACCGCUUUUCCAUCUAGCUUCCUCUUGUCCUUACAGUGUGUCAACCGUAAGGACACCUCGGCCGUCAUCGCGACCUCAUUUAUCGUCUUGUUCAUCCAACCUUGAUGUUCCACAUAAUUCAACAGAGACUGUAAAGCAGAUGGGAGUCAGCGCUGGCCUUCUCACCAGGCCUCUUGGUUUCCUCAUUGUCUCUCAGCGGCAAACGUCCACGAGCCCCGGCUGGGUGUGUGAACUUGAUCCGAGGUCUCCAGUCUUGUAAUCCAUACUCGGCUCUAUUUGGGUCAGAGCUUUGUUGCACGUCGACAGAUGAUUACGUGCCUCGCGGAUCUUUUUAGGACAAUCAAUGUCCAGGUAGAUCACCACAAAGUAGCUUCGAUAGGGUUUGAAAUCAGUUUCAUUCCCUCUGUCCCUUGAUCUUCAGUCUGGAUUAGGGAUACAUCACCGUGGCAUUCCGAGAAGAGCUGAGGAAUAGGAAUACCUUACCGUGUGGGUCGCUGAGAACCACUGAUGUACAUGGCGAGUCAUGCUGGAUGAAUGCUGGAACAUGCCACCAGGUCGUUCCUCCACAACGUCAUGAAAAGCCCCGACCUCAGGAGGAACCAGUUGAGGGUCGCAUCUCUCAGAUGUGGAGCAAACAAGUCGGGGAGAUUUUUCUCCCAUUCCGUGUUUUCCGAAACAGGAUCUAGGGCUACAUAUUGCAUCAAUCAAAGCUUUUGCAUAGUAAAAGAUGACUCAUAGUAAAAGAUGACCUAAAGAGGUUUGCGUCACCCGGCAAAAACUGCCUCCCCAGUGGAGAGGGAAGCCAAUGCCUCUCAGCUUUGUUUGACCUUGGCAGAGGUCAGCACCUGCCAGCUCCUCCUGAUUCCGACCUGAUGUCGCAGGUGAUCUGGUCACAAGAGUUAACACUCACCGAAAUAGAGUGGGGGGCCGUGGGCUGUGGGGUCCCGUGUGUUUAUUUGCAGACUGAGAAGGCUGGUGGGGGGCCUGUGAGACACGGGUGAUGUCCCUCGUCCUUCCUUGUACGUCCUCGUCCCUCGUGGCCUUGACCUUUUCUAAGCUGCUACCCAACCUCUCCGCUCUCAUUUAAGGCACGCUUUCCUCCUUAAUCCGCCCCCUUAAGUCACACGUGAGAGGGUCAUUGUUAAUGUUGCCCCCCCCCUUUGCCCAGAAAUCUGAGGUCUAAUUCCAUAUUAGCUGAGCUCAUGUUCCACACAAACACACACGGACACAAAGGGAGGACUGACCCAUACCACAAGCACUAAAAUCAGAUAACACACACAAGGCUGGACUGUUCUGGAAGACCAAGCGGUCCAGAUGGACAGACGGAGACGUGUAGAUGGACAGACGGAGACAGUAGAUGGACAGACGGAGAUGUGUAGAUGGACAGACGGAGACGUAUAGACGGAGACGUAUAGAUGGACAGAUGGAGACUUUUCACGAAUGUACUGCAGACAACGCUAGCCUGUAUGACAGCAGUGCUUUGCUGACAUCUGCCCAAGAUUGUCUGAGAACAGGAGGCUCUGUACGCUCUCUUUUUCAGGACCUACUCCAAAUGCACGAGUCAAAGACCUUCUAUGCAUGAUAGAAGUGCUCUUCUGUCUUUAGGAACGUACUGCUAGUCAAUGCUCGUCAAAAAUCCUCUAUACAACUGGGAUGCUGUGUUGCCACAAAGAUGCUUGUUAAUGGGGGUGCUCUGCUCCUUUUAUGGAUCUACUGCCAAAAAAUCUUGGCCUUUAUGAUGGGGUUGCUCUGCUGUUUUUAGGAAGAUGCUGCAAAAAGGCUAGUCAAAGAUAUUUUUCUAAGGACCUGAUGCAAAAUGCUGGUCACAGAUCCUCCACUUUGCACAAGAGAAGGAGAAGGAGAUCUCUGUUAUGUAAUCCACUGCAAUCCGUGAGGUCAGAUCAGCGCAUCUUUAUGAAAUAUUAACGAGUGCUUCAUGAAUGUUAAUGGCGACACGUGAGCGCCCGAUGGCAACACUUCUGGUAGUCCACAUAGCCCCGCCUCUUUGGUUCUGUCGGUCACUUCGUCCCGAAGAGCGGCAAGGCCAUUCAGACGCGGCUUUUAUCUUUUGCCUGUCCGAGAGCAUCUUCGAGUGAAGGAUCAUGUGCUGGCAGCCAUGACGGCCUGAGAACAAUAAAGACUGAAUGGCCUCUUUUCACAGCCAGAGUAGACGCGCCUGUGUGACGGGCGAGAACUUGUGCCUGGAGCAUGCAAGGCCAAACCAGUUCACCACUCCGAUGUUGAGAUUCAUCAGCCCAUCGAUGGGGAUUUCACGAGGAGCUCCGCCAUCCGCCGCCGCCUGUCCGCCUCCCUCCCCGUCCCCCUGCGGCCUCUCCCUCGCCCCCGCCGGCUCUAGACAACCCCCCUCCAUACACAAAAUGACUCUGGAAUUCACCGAAUGGUCUUCUAUAUGGAUUUUCACCCCUUGUAAUAGACAAAAACAAAAGUAAGGAAGACGGGGGGGGGGGGGGCACCUCCAUGACCGAGAAGCCAUAAACGCUCACCUCACACACACACACACACGCACACACACAUUCACAAAACUGCACAAGAUCUUUGAAUGUGUCUCUUCCUGUGAAAAUUAAGCUGCUUCCUUUUUAUUGGGGGGGGGUUGAUAAUUCUUGGAAAAGCUGAUUUUGUUGUUUGGGAGAAAAACAUGGAAGCAUGACAAGGAUUUGGGAUUGGAUGUUGAGUGGCUAACGGCAUUAAGUAGGGAAUGCUAGAUCAUAGGAAACCAUUUGGGAGUUUUCACAUCUCCAAGCAAAUCAGCUGGAAUUAAAUUUUCAUUCAGUUGUAAAGAAUUGACAAAAAAGAGGGCAGCGCUCGAGCUCGGAAAGGGCGCUCGUCUGCAUGCCCCCCCCCGCCAUGCCUCCCCAGAACACGGGCGCGGACGCCAUGCAGGUGGGAUCUCUGUUGGGCGGCGCCGCCGAGGCCAAACACUCCACAGCGUCGGACGAGGAGAAAGGAGGAGGCGGCGAGACGGAUGGAUUGGGGCGAGGGAGCGGCGGCGCUGGCGGGGAAGAGUCUGCCAGUGAGGGAUCCAUCGAGGGCAUCCCGCUGAAGAGAUGGGUGAUGCACGGCGCCGUCAUGUUCGGCCGGGAGUUCUGCUACGCCAUGGAGACGGCGCUGGUGACGCCCGUGCUGCUGCAGAUUGGUCUUCCGGAGCAGUACAACAGCCUGACGUGGUUCCUGAGUCCCGUCCUGGGCCUGAUCUUCACGCCACUGAUCGGCUCAGCCAGCGACCGCUGCUCGCUGCGCUGGGGCCGGCGGAGGCCCUUCAUCCUGGCUCUGUGCAUCGGAACGCUGAUCGGAGUGGCGCUCUUCCUGAAUGGCUCGCUGAUGGGUCUGUCUCUGGGGGACGUGCCGGGAAGACAACCGAUAGGGAUCGUCCUCACCGUGCUGGGAGUGGUGGUGUUGGACUUCUGCGCUGAUGCCACGGAGGGCCCAAUCAGAGCCUACCUCUUGGACGUGGCCGACACGGAGGAGCAGGACAUGGCGCUCAACAUCCAUGCAGCCUCGGCGGGUCUCGGUGGGGCUGUGGGCUAUGCUCUGGGCGGGCUCAAUUGGACGAACACCUUUCUGGGGGCCAUCUUCAAGUCUCAGGAGCAGAUUUUGUUCUUCUUCGCCGCCGUCCUCUUCUCUGUGUCGGUGGUGUUGCAUCUGCUCAGCAUUGACGAGCAGCAGUACGUACCUCAACAUGAAAGACUGGACCAGGAGAGUCCCGAUCCAGGCCACCCUCAACCUCCAGCCAACAGCAGGACGGGAUUUCUGGCUCCAAAGCUGGGAAUGAUCGGCGAGGACGACACCAUGGACAGCUUCGACCUGUAUGACGCCUACAGAGACGACCUGUCCGAGCGCGGGGAUUUGGAGAUGGAUUUCCUGGAGGUGGAGCUUGUUAGAAGUAAAAGCGACAGCGUUCUGGCCAUGACGGACGCCACCCUGGACCAGGAGGCCUUGUUCCUGUGCCACAUCGAGCCAUCCAUCUUUGCCGACCGCCUCUCGCCCUAUCACGGCUCACCCCCGCCGGCCGUCCACUUCCUACGCGCCAAUCGCAGCACCCCGCCGCCGGCCGUGCGACGCAGCAGCAGCGGCACAGGGAGCCAAGACCUGCUCCGUCCCCAAAAUGCUAACCACCAAAGACACUGCACCACCACCGGGGGAGGCAGGAUUUGCCGCCUGUCUGCGUUCUUGCAGGAGAUGGAGAAGGACGAGGGGGAGGAGGCGCUGCUCAACAACCAGCUCAAUGAGCAGCGUGCGCUGAAUGGACGCUUGCUGGCGUGCAACGACUCCACGGACAGAGGUGCUGGGCUCAGCGCUAAAGGACAAGCUCAUCGUGCCGGAAUGGUCAAAGCUGCCAGCACGGGCGCCCCAUUGCGGCUGUCCCACCACCACCACACCUUCUACCGCCAGCCAUCUUGCACUUUCUCCUACUAUGGCAGAGUGGGCAGCCGCCGCUACCGCUACCGGCGUGCCAACGCCGCAUUUCUCAUCAAGCCGUCACGCAGCAUGAACGACCUGUACGAGGUGGAGGCGCGGCACCGGCGCAGGAACCGCCAUCGCCACCGGCACCGCAGCGGCAACACCAACUCCUCCAGCGGGGACGCCGAGAGCGAGGAGGGCGAGGUGGAGACCACCGUGCGUCUGCUGUGGCUCUCCAUGCUGAAGAUGCCCCCGGAGCUCUUGCGUCUCUGCGCCUGUCACCUGCUGACGUGGUUCUCCAUCAUCGCCGAGGCCGUCUUCUUCACCGACUUCAUGGGACAAGUCAUCUACCAUGGAGAUCCUACUGCUGCAGCUAACUCCACCGCCCUGGCUAACUACCACCAAGGCGUUCAGAUGGGCUGCUGGGGUCUGGUGAUAUACGCCAUGACUGCUGCUACGUGCUCAGCUCUCCUGCAAAAGUACCUGGAUAACUUUGACUUGAGCAUCAAGGUCAUCUACAUCCUGGGCACGCUGGGAUUCUCCAUCGGAACCGCUGUCAUGGCCUUAUUCCCCAAUGUGUAUGUUGCCAUGGUGAUGAUCAGCAGUAUGGGCAUCAUGUCCAUGAGCAUCUCCUACUGCCCCUACGCCCUGCUGGGACAGUACCACGAAAUGAAAGAGUACAUCCAUCACAGUCCCGGCAACUCCCGGAGAGGAUUUGGCAUCGACUGCGCCAUCUUGUCCUGCCAAGUGUACAUCAGUCAAAUCCUGGUGGCUUCAGCUUUGGGUUCUGUGGUGGAAGCCGUGGGCAGCGUGCGUGUUAUUCCCGUGGUGGCCUCCGGGGGCUCCCUGUUGGGAUUCCUCAGCGCCUGCUUCUUGGUCAUGUAUCCCUCGCCGCAUAGCGGGGAGGCGGGAUCGACCAAAGUGUCGGAGAAACAGGCUUUGACUUUGACUCCCAGCAGCAACAAAACGCCACCCAAGGAGAAACCCAGCUUCUUAAAACUCAACAAGGCAGGAAAGGCCACCGCUACCACCACUUCCUGUCACUCGGAGAAUGAAUCAGUCCUGUGAUUGGCCAGCCAUUGCCAUCAUCUUGCUGCAUCCUCAUUGGCCUCCACCCCAAAUCCUUCCACAGCCGCUUUGCAGGUCAAAAAAGGGGAGGGGGGGUGGUCGUUGUCUCUCAGGAAACCUCAGGGGGAACUCGCGCUCCCGCACACACACGCACAGACACACAAACGUUACUGACGAACUCCCAAGUCCUCCAAGCUGUUUCCAAAACGUGGUUCUUCCUCACUUUGGAUGCCUGAUGAACGCCGCUCUGAAGCUUUAAGACUCUCCAGACUUUCUGACUUGAAAAGAAGAGCCCAAAGCCUGCUUGCGGGAGAUGAAACAUCCUGCAAACACACCGAUGGAGCCCAAAUCCAUACUGUUGGACUGCUAAGGAAAUCUUGUCAUUCCAGGACAAGGCAAGAGAAGGAGCACGGAGCUGCCUCCAGUAUAUCACAUGUUGUGUCAAAUUCCAUAAGAGAUUAUAUAAAGAAGAUAUGGACUAUACAGGGCAUUAUUAGUAUUAGUGUUAUUAUCCCAAAUGAUGAUUUGCAUGACCUCUUCACGUGUGAUCAUAAGACAAAUGCUGCAUGUUAGCCAAGCGACCAGAGAGGAAGUUUGUCUCUUUUCUGCUUCUCUUUGUUAGCUUUUACAAAAUGCUAAUCGCUGUUGCUGAAUGGCUGCACGGGAGCUGCAAAGAGAUUACCUGGGGUGGAGGGGGGGGUCUGUUGCAAUACAACAAUACACCUGCCGUAAAAACAACAACUACAAAAAAGCGUACUGUAGAUCCCUUCCCCCCUAAUGAUGCACCCAUAAAAGCUAUACUACUGGCAGUACAGUAUAGUACUGGCAGUAUAGUAUAGUACUGGUAGUAUAGUAUUGGUGGGUUAGCUUCUUCUGUUGUUUGUGCUGAACAGUCGUCAAGAAGGGAGAAGUUGUUGGAUGGAUGGAUGGAUGGAUGGAUAAAUGCAGGGCAGCAUGUGGGUGGGAUCCGUCCUGCGUCUUCAGGGAAAAGCUAUAACUACCCAGUUGAAUUUCAAGCCUUCUUCUUCUUCUUCUUCUUCUUCUUCUUCUUGCACUCAGAAGCGGAAUUCCGGCUGGAAAGGCACUCAAGAGAGUUGCAUGCAAGGUGUUUUUUUUUUAACUGCUGCGUUUGGCAACUUUUGCUCCCGCUUUCACAACUCUGAGGAAGUAGACCAAGCGGCAAAGCUCAGUCAGGUUUUUUUGUUGUUGUUGUUGUUUUUUAAACGAAUGUCUCCACAGUCGACAAUGCUGGAUGGACAAACUUGAACUUUGGAAGCAUUUGAUGAGGUCCUUCUUGAAUGCAUUACAAGUAUUUGCUCUGUGAAUGUUGACUUCAGUACUGAUGUCAAAAGGUAGUUUGGGGGUGGGGCCUUUGUUCGCUCGCUGUGGCGUUCCCUCGGGGUCAUUCCGUGACUGCGGUUACGGCAACGUUGGGGCCACACUGAAAAGAAAACUCCUUCACCUUGGAAUAUUCCCACCUGACUCUCCUUGGAAGUCAUUCUACUCAGCUUUAUUCCCCAAAAAUGAAACUACUUGAUUCUCAGAUGAAAUCUUCAACGAUAUUGCCACGUUGUUAUUCUUAAAUGGCACCUUUUUCUGCUAAUAUAACCCCAAUCGAAUCCAAUCCAAUCUAAAACCCUAAUCUUCCACCCUCAACAUCCUGAAAUGAAACUACCAUACUUUAUUCUGGGAAUAUUAGGAGAGAAAUGUAAGAUAAAGAUAUUGUGUGACUUUAGUGUUCGAAAAUGACACUUUGUGUAAACGUAUGUUAAUGACUUUAUUCUCACCAUACCUCAACUCUAACGCCCUAAAGGGAAAGUACUUUAUUCCAGUAAUAUUUCAUUUCUUUCACAGAAAUCUCACUUUCAUCUCACCCAUCCAGCCACACAUCCACCAACCAACCCAUCCAUCCACUCAUCUAUCCAUCCACCCACCAACCCCUCCAUCCACCCACCAACCCAUCCAUCCCCUCACCAACCCCUCCAUCCACCCAUCCAUCCACCCACCAACUCAUCCAUCCAUCCACCCACCCACCCACCAACCCAUCCAUCCAUCCACUCACCAACCCAUCCACUCACCCACCCACACAUCCCCCCACCCAUCCAUCGUAUGUUUUUUUGAUAGAUUUAUUUUGGCAUUUGUAUUUUUUCUUCUGAGCGUGGCCCCAGUAUUCCUUGAUAUCAACGUGUUAACACUUAGUUGGGUUUUUGAAUAAGAUGUGGUGAGUUGGUGUUUUUUCUAGAAAGGAAGAAGAGUUGAGCAGGGGCAGGAGCAGGAGUACGAGUAAGAGCAGGAGUACGAGUAAGAGCAGGAUGUUGAGGAGGACAGGCUCCCUGUCGGCGUCUGUGUGGUGAUUUGGAAGAUGUAUUUAUUGUGUAAGUGCCACGCCUUGUGCCGGAAUGUUGCUGGCAUGCUGGGAGCUUGGCUUCGGAUGUACAGGACCUCGGAUUCCAUCUCUUAAGAAAAACUAAAACAUAAUGAAUGUUUGGAUGUUGCACAAAUCUUGCACAUGAAAAUGUUGAAAACUAGCAGUGAAUAUUUAUUCCUCUUAUUAUUAUUAUUAUUAUGUGAUGUAGCUUUAGGAUAAAUUGCGUUCUGGGGGUACACGUGUGAGCAAAUGUUUAAAAAAAGUGUUUUCGGUUGCGAUGGAUGACUUCCAUGCACGUUCGGUUGGGAUGUUGGACGUUUCACCUGGUGGAGGCCGUCUUCCUGUUCUUCGGUUGCCUGCGUGACUCCGCCUCUGCUCAACUCUGUCAUGAUGAUGAUGAUGAUGAUGAUGAAUGAACUCAAUCUAUACAUACACAGUAUAUACAGUACCUGGAAAUGAACUACUUCAAGAAUGGGAAGUGUACUCUUAAUGUGCUUAUGAUGCCUUUUGUCAUUAGGAAAGAGGUGUAAUUACCUACUCUUACUUUCCUCUUUUUUUGCUGCUAUGGAAAAAAAGAUGAUUAUUUUGGUUUUCUAUAUAAAGCCUGUAUAUAUCCUAGAUAUUGAAAUCUAUAUCUUAAUGUUGUGUAAAUACGCACCACAUAGAAUAUGUAGAAUGACUCUGGAUGAUGAAACACUGUAUGAACGCACCUUUUCAAAAUCAAACCAGCUCUGACUCUUCUUUCCUACGUUUUACAGAAGUUUUUACAGAAAUUUAACAAAGAAAGAAAAAUGGCAGAAGAGGUGUUAGCAUGCACAAUAUAAGGCCAGGGUUGCAAAAAAGGUGGAAAUUUUCCCAUAAAUUACUUCAUAUGAAUUUGCAUAUUGUUUCCAAUUUUAUUUAUAUGUGUAAUAUAUAUAUGCAAAUGCGUGCCAUCCAACAAAUGUUUCCUUUGGAUAGAAACAAUUUUUAUAGAUUAUAAUUAAUUAAUUAUAAAUAUUUAUAGAUAUUUUAUAUUUUUUGUAUUCCCAACUAUCCCAGUAAUUGAGAGGAAAACGUUUUGCAGCAUUAAGAACAAACUAAACCAAAACGAGCAAAGCAGGCGGGGAGGGGUCACUGGAGAGGUCACCUGACCUCUUCUAUAUGUUUGCCAUCUUGGGUUUGGGAAAACACAGCAGUGUACACGGUGGACGAGGAAACUGAAACCAAUGUGUGUGUAAGUGUACCAUGUGACCUGCCUGCUGAGUGUGGAAAGUGACACCGAGUGAACUCUGACAACCGAAGACCGCCACUCGCCUACAUUGCUCUCAUGACACACUCUUAAAGGUUCUACGGGGUUUGUUAUAGUUCCAUCGUUUAUAUUUUGGUGUUCCAUCUGAUUGUACGUUUACACACACGACUAAAUCUUGUCAGAGCUCUUCGGAGUUGACUGGAAGGUGAAAGGAAGUUCCUAUUUGCACUUCUUGCAAGUGUAUGGUCCAUACACAGUCCCUGGGGCAGGACAAACACUGCUCUCUAGUGGAUCCCCGUGGAACACUCUUAAGCUCGACAGUGUUUCACCUAGGUCUGUCAAAAAUAAGGCGUUAACGGCAGUAACUAAUUUGUUUAAUUCAUUACGUUAAUUUUUCAGCGUAAUUAACGCAUGCGCAUCAUGGCAAGCCACUGCUCUCUGUUAUGACGACAGAUGGCGGUACAAUGUAGCUCCACACAGAACUGUCGGCUCUUUAGAACUUUAUUCUCAGCUGAACACAUCAACAGCAGUGCAAUUCAAACACAAUUUAUGUAUCUAAAAAACACGUCUGUAGUCCGUUCGUCAUUCCAACACUUCCUCACUUGACAGAUCGCGAGAUGCUUUCACUGAUACCCCGAACAUCACAACAACCUGCGAGCUGCAGCUCAGUUUUUUCGUUGUUAUUCUUGUUUAAAUCACAAUUACAUGUAAACGGGAAAGGGCAAUAUAUUUUAAACAUUUGUACAAAUGACUGGUUUACUUGUGUCCUCUUUUGCUGCUUUAAGUGAUUGAAUGAAUGAAUUUUGCAACACUAGAUGGGCAUGUAGCAGCAUAGGAGUAUAUUCAUAUCCCCCUAUGCAGCGUGUCCCGUUAAACAGAGUUCACUGCCGGCCAAUCAUUGGGUAGGUGGAGAGUAUUUAAGCAGCGCUCCUCUCACUGCUUCUCUCUCUGCACUUCCGUCUGUGUACUUCCGGGGUCAAGUGUUCGAUUGAGACAGUGACCGGUGUGCUGUUGGGGCAUACGUGUCUUUCGGCGUCCUAUUGUGGUGAGACGCCCGUAGCCGCCUGGGUUUACUCCCUCGCUCCUCUCAUGUGCCUGUGUAUCUGCUUAGAAGGUGUAAUCUGCCUGAAUGCCAGCCGUCUGAGAACUCCGCUGUUUUGUCUCCACUGCUUUGUCUCCGCUGUUCUGUCUCUGUGGUUGCUCUCGUUGCUUCGUCUGCGCAUCCGCUGCUUGCCUUGGCUGGCUGCUUUCCCGCCGCUGUGCUGCGGCUUGCCGCUGACCUGUCCCGCUGCUGCUCGGUCUUGUGGCUUCGCCUGGCUGGGAGCUUGGCGCUGGUGGCCUCUGUCUGCGCUCUGGACUGCUCUGCCUGCUGUGGUCGGCCCGCGUGCUGGGCUGUGACUGACUUGCCAGGCCGCUCGGCCUCUCCUGACGGACACUACGUGCAAUUUCUAUUAUUAUUAUAGAAUUCCGCUUUUAUGUGUGUGUUUUAAUGGUGGGGUUGUAGAUCCCUUUUUGUUUAGUUACAAUUGUAUAGGUUUUGCUCUUGUUUAGAUUAUUUUUAUAGGUUUACCUUUUGUUUUAGGGUUAUUUUGACUUAGUUAUAUUUUCUAGUCUAGUUGUUUUAUUUGAUUUUGGGAAUUGGGUGGAUUUUCCUUGAAUAGUUCUUCUUUUGUUUAUCAUGUUGUUUUGCUUGUUUAAUUUGUGUUUAGUGGCUCUACCUUUAAUUUAGUUAGUACAAUUUUGUUACUUUUUGUUUAAUUGCUUUAUUUUGUUUUUGACCCCACUAAUUGUUUUAUUCCCUUUUCAGUUGCUGAGGAUCGGUGGUGGUGGUGCUGGUGGUCUGGGUGGCGGUAUCCCCGCCUUCCGUGUGCGGUGCUCCUCUGGGAUUGGUUUUCUUUGCACAACCCUGUGUGAGUGUGUCACGUGUGACUGGGUGCUUUUUGAGUUGUUUUGGGUGGAUCCCUCCCCCCUUCACUAGCCCAUUGUCCACCUGGUAAGCCUCAGCACCUGAUUAGGUUUCCCUCUUCCCCUUCUUGUGUGUGGUAUUUUAAACGGAUGUUAACUUAACUUAAUAAAAUCUAUUAAUUUUUU
Messenger RNA from Doryrhamphus excisus (bluestripe pipefish), 14164 nucleotides. NCBI's taxonomy places the organism in Eukaryota, Metazoa, Chordata, Actinopteri, Syngnathiformes, Syngnathidae. The record is from RefSeq and is a predicted model, not a curated record.